Messenger RNA from Cladocopium goreaui, 4837 nucleotides. Lineage: Eukaryota; Dinophyceae; Suessiales; Symbiodiniaceae. The record is from the annotation of a GenBank genome assembly.
GUGCUUGCCCAGUUCUGUGAGACACUGGCAUGAGAUGGCCAGGCUCUUAGGCCUGGCAGAUAGCUGGGAGGCAGAGAGUUCCAUCCGCUUUUGUUCCCGGCAGACUGGGCGUUUGGUGCAGUGGCCUGAUAAACCUGAUGCAGUGGGAAUCCCAAGUAUGACUGCCGUGAAGAUGAACAUCAAGGUCCUGAAGCAUGCUUCAUUGCUUUGGGUGGAGAUCUUUGACUAUGAAGCCGCCGGCACCCCAAGGACCCCACCUCUCAGUGCGAUCCACCACGAGGAUGAAGGCAUUGUGGAGCUCUUUGAGAUCUUCCGAGUUGCUUGGUGCUUGGAGGUUCCCAGUGUUGGGGACCCUGUUAUGGAUAUGGAUGAUGAGGACCAAGAUGAUGAUGCGGGAAGCUUUCACAUUGAUGCGGCGCCUGUUGAUGAGACUCCUUCUUUGGAAUGGGGUGAACACAACCCAGCUUUGGAAGAGCCCCUCUUAAGUCAGGUCUUAACGCAUGGGGAUGAUGACAUGGUGCCAUCUACUGUUGAAGUGUCUACUGAGCCGUCUACUGCUGAGACAACCAUUCCCAGAACAGGGGCUGAAAGAAAUAAGCGUGACCCCUCGACCUUUGACACCAUGCCGUUUGAGUUUGAUGAGGUCUGUUUGGAUUCAGGCAAUCCCAAGGCUGAGCAACAGCUUUUGGAUCGCUGCAAUGCAUCUAUGGCAAAAGCUUCAACAGAGUCUGGUUUGCAAGGGGCUUUGGGGUCACUGUUUGGAUUCCAUGCGUUGCUGCUAGCAUCAAGUAAAGUUGCUUUUCAAAUGGUCGUUCUGAUCCAAUCUGUUUGCUCUGCUGAUGGACCUAAGGGUGAAGCUUGUGUUGAAGUGGUGGAGUCCCAGGAUGCAACCAUGGAGGGCGAAGCUUCUGAUCAAGUUGUUCCAGCUGUUGAUUCGCAGGGUCUUGAUGUUUCCAACGGUGAGAUUGUCAGCCCACUACUGUCCCUAGCCGAGCCUGAACCUCAUGCCUCUAGCCCUUCUCUGGAAUGUGCGCCAGCUCCGGAAUGUGUCUCCGUUGCCCCUCUCCCUCCCCCAGAAAAUCUCAGCAAUGGUGGUGCUGUUGUUGUUGAUGAUGGGUCAGAUGGGGAAGGGUCUGGCGAGGAAAGUCAGGCUAAGAUGAUGGAAGUUGAGUCCCUGAACCUGGACAUGUUUCAUGUCUCUGGUGAGUCUGAAGAAGAGACAGUAGACUUCUUGAGGCGACGAGACCAGCAGACUGCAAUGAAGGAGGAUGCUCCACCCCGAAAGGGAAAGGGCCGAGGAAAGGGCAAAGGUAAGGGGCGAGGUCGAGGCAAGAAGCAGCAAAAGGGUGACUAUGAGGAGGAGGAGGAGGUGUUUCCUGAGGAGACAGUGGACAAGCCAGCAGGUAAGAGCAAGAAAAGCAAUGGCAGACUGGAAGGAAAGGGAAAGGUGGAAAAGGUAAAGGCUGAGAAGAAGUCCAAGGGGGAGAAGAAGUCCAAGGCGGAGAAGGUGGGUGAAGAGCCAGGGGUCACAGGCAAGGCAACCAAAAGGAAGGCCAAGGCUUUGGAGGAGAAGAAGGAGCAAUCAGCAGCACCCAAAGUUCGCAAGCCACGUCAGGCAAACAAGAAAGCCAAGGCAAAUCCUGCUACCUCUGCUGCCUCUGCACCGGAGCCUGCCCCCGAUGCUGUCCCAGAUGUUUGCCAUUGUCUCUUUGAAGCUGGUCCACUGGGUGCCCCAGAUGUUCCACCCGAUGCCCCUGCUCCCAAUCCCAAGCCCAGACAGCAGGGCACGAGGGUCCCAGAGAAAACCAAGAAGCAGCUGAUCCCCUUGAUCAAAUCCUACUCCCAUUCCUACGUUGUGCCCUACUGGUCUCGUUCUGCGGUGGGCUUGAAAGUCCGUAAUGCUUCUGGGUCGUUGUCGCAGGCAUUCUACUUGAGUGGCAAGCCUGGCACACCCAUGCGCUUGGUUCUGGAUCAUGUCCAGGCCGGACUGUCCUUCUUUGGACGCUUUGGUCUUGUGCAAGAGAAGCGAACUCCUGACCUGAUUGCAGUAAUGAUCACCGCGGUGAUGCUUAUCUUUUGGCUGAGGGCCCCGGCCUUUGGGCCAUUGGAAAGGGUAUAUACGUGGCCUUAUGCACGUCGCAUCCUGCAAAUCAAAGAUUUGGGCAAGCGUGAAAUCCGAGACCCCAUUCCCGGAGUUGAUGAGACCUCUGAUCUGAAGAAGAUGUAUGCAGCCCUUCCCUGGGAUGACCUGUGGGGUGAUGCUGACAUGGUCAAUGUCAUUAGAUACCUCAGAGGUUCCAAGCUGCUGGAAAUCCCAGACGAGUGGUUAAAGAAGGACAAUGAGAUGUUGAGGGUGCCAAAGCCCGUGCCGAGUGCACCCCGUGCACCUUUGACUCUCCAGUGCGCAGAGCUCAUUUCCCUGUGGCCAAAGCAGAAGUGGCUGGCUUCGGUUGGGGUGGAUGUGGCAACGUGUGUUCGACUUACUGAGGAAGUUCUACCCCAACUUGAGGAACUUAUGCGCCAACGUGCGAUGCUAUCUCCUGUUCCUGCAGGAGGCGAUCUUACCAAGGAGAAUCCAGGUGGUGCGUCUUCAGCGGCUUACCCCACUCAGCAUUCAACCACAACCCCAGGGAAAACAUUGAAGAAGAGCCGGGUUGAAAUUUCAAAGUCCAAUUCCACUGCCCAGAUCACUUUUGAUAAGAUCAUCCCAGGGGACAUCUCGCCUCCGGGAACUCCUUUGGCACCCCGUGCGCUUGACCUUGGCCAGACUGGUGAUUCACCGGAUGAGAUCGAGGUCUUGCGAGAAGAGUACCAUAAGGUGGUGAACCGGAAUGCUGACUUGGAGGUUCAAGUUAAGAUGCUACAGCAUGAAUUGACUCAAAUGAAGAUUAGUGCCCCUGGAUGCAAUGACACAGAGAAUAAUGAGGGCACAGGUGAGCAGGGCAAUCCUGAAGUCCCAGCAAGUGAAGAAGCUGCUCGCAAACGCUUGCAGAACCUGCUGGUACCUCGCGAGAUCUAUGAGGAGUGGAGGAAGGGUGGUGCGAGCCGAGCCCGUCUUCAGGAAACCUUUGCCAACCUCAACUUUGACAAGGCAGCGUUCAUUGCCCAUGUGUCUUUGGAAAUUGAAGAAUGCCAAAGUAUGAAGACAACUGUUCAUGCCGAGUGGGCAUCCGAAGAGAAAAUGCGAGAUGGUAUGCACAUGAGUGCGUUUGACAAGUACGAGGGCAAGAUGCUUUUUUGGGUGGAACACGAAGUGACGGCCCAGUAUGAAUCCAGCAAGACGAGGACCCGGCGGGAACAGGUGAACUUUGACACGGAUGAGCCUGAUUCGACUCUUUGCGCAGCCUCGGCACCCAUGACCCUCAACAUGGAUGAUGUCAGGAACAUGUCAUUAGGUGGUACGCCUGGUGCCGGUGGAGAUGUUCAGCCCCAGCCGCGCAGCCAACCACCGGUGUUGCCACAGCUCCAAAAGAAUGAGUUUGUCCAGAAGUUGACUCAGCUGGUGGAUGCUUUGGAGAACAAACAGGCCCUCAUCAAUGAGGUCUAUUCAUCUGGCGCUGUUGAGGGUUAUACUGAUGAGGCGCAGGAGUCCGUUACCAUGGAGGCCCGAGCUCGUUCCAUCCCAGCCAAGCCGAAGGCUGUGGCAGCCCCGGCCUCCAAAGCGAAGGCAAAAGCCAAGGUGAAGGCCAAGGCCAAGGCCUCGGCAAAGGCUGAGGCUUCCCCAAAGGCAGCUCCGAAGAGAGCUGCCCGUGAAUCUGAAUACAAGCCGGGUGUCAUGAUGAAGAACCUGGCGCUGUCUCUAGCUGAUGGUGCUUCAGGCUCGAAACUGAAACGACUGGCAGAUGCGGCAGCCCAAGAGGAAGGUGCCCUGAAGUAUUCAGCGGUGUUCAAACGAAUUUCGACCAUGACCAAAGACAAUCUGAAGAAUGCUGAGCGAGAUUUCCAUGCUGUAUUUAGUAGCUGUGGGUUGACUAUUCCAGUCCCCGUUUCAAUGCAUCGAUUUGGACUACUUCACCUUCACUACCUUUCUCUGGAGAACUGGUUUAGCUACCUGAUCAGUGAACAUUCCCGGUUAUUGUUCGGUGGAUUUGAUGUCAGCGAUGGACGCACCAAGUACUUGCUGGGAUCUUUUUGGAAGAAAUAUCAGGUAGCCCAUGGUGACCACUGGGUAUUUUCAAAUCACACCGAUGAGUUGAACAAAUGUAUCCCAUAUUACCUUCAUUUGGAUGAGGGCACAGGCCAGAGAAAGAGUGGAGUACUAGUAUUCAACAUGCAGUCGCUGUGGGGCUUGGACACCAAGACCAAGUUUGAACGAGCUUUUCAUGGAAAUCUUGGGAGAUCUGAUGAAGAUUUUGAGGACUACAUGACCAGGUCCCAGUGUCACAAUCAGUCUGGGUCAUCAUUUCUGUCUCGAUUUCUCUACACCAUCAUACCGAAGAAAUGGUAUUCAAAGAAGUUCUCAUUUGUCUAUGACAAGGUUCUUGAAAAACUGGCAGCGGAAUCCCGCAAGCUGGCCUCCACUGGGGUGAAGGGCUGGUAUCCCAUUUGCCUCGGGGUCAAGGGAGAUGCUCCGGCGCUAGCCAAGGCGGCUCACUAUACAAGAUCUUUCCUGAAUCUUUCUGAGCAGGUUGGCAAGGGCAUUUGCCCAGAAUGUUUGGCUGGCCUAGAUGAUUGCCCCUAUGAGGAUAGCACACAAGCUGAUGUACUGCUGGAGUUUGCAUAUGAAGAUUUCAAUUUCUAUGUCAAGCACGAAUUUCAGGGGCGGCAUGCCCAGGCAAUGAAAAAAGGCCGAAAUCGCAGGGGCUCCGGUGAGAGCCACACCCGGCCACGGGGACUG